UCCCGGCUUCACCCGCCCGCGCGUCAUUGGGGUAAAGUUCCCGCGGCGGCAUGCGCUAAAUCGGCUACAUGAUUAGGCCCGUCAUAUUACCGAAGAGUCACAUAUCUCGAGGCCAAGACGCAUGCAGAGAAGAUUUGAGUAUUGUGACUGAUUAUCUGGGCACAUGUUAAACGGCAGCUUCAAUGGAAAAGCACGAAGAAAUCGAAAUGCGGACUGCGGCGACACCAUCCAGCCGCUCGUCAAUGGAAGCCAACAAAGCAACGAUAUCAGAAGAGCGCAUUACAGAAGCAACGAAUAUGGAUUCCAUCAACACUGGGCCGCCAGUUCUCGAAUCGUUAAAAGCUAGUGAGCAUCUCGAAGCUGAGAUAUCAGACACACAAGAGGGGACCAAGAGUACAGUGAAGAAGAAGUUACCCAAGCGCGCAAAGGCCCUUGAAGUCUUAAAGUGGUUCGUCAAAGACCAAUGGUUCCUCCUCGCCAUGGGCGCCGUCGUCCUCAUAUCCUCUCAAGUCCAAGUCCCAGCCUCCCAGCAGCGCACAAAACGAACUGUCAUCACAUACCUCGCCGUAUCCGUCAUCUUCUUCAUCAACGGCUGUACACUGGACACCCGGGUCAUGCUCGCCAACUACAUGCGCUGGAAACUACACAUCUUCGUACAACUCCAAUGCUACCUCGUCUGUUCCGCAGCCACCUUCGCCAUCGUCAGCCUAUGUGCCACGAACCCCAAUUUCAUGGACCCAUGGCUCCUCAUCGGCUUCCUCUUCGUCGGCAGCGCACCAACAACAAUGUCCAGCAACGUCGUCAUGACACGUCAAGCCCACGGCAACGCAGCCCUCACAGUCGUCCAAUCCGUAAUCGGCCAGUUUCUCUGUCCCUUCCUCACACCCAUCAUCCUGCAAAUGUACCUGUCCACCGGCUCCUGGUAUAGCAAAGUCCUCCAGCGCGGCUCAGGCUACGCCGGCAUCUACCAACGUGUAUUCAUGCAACUCGGACUCUCGCUCUUCCUCCCCAUGCUCGUUGGACAAAUCGUCCAACGCCUCUUCCCCAAGGCAACGAAAAAGGUCUUCUUUGAGUGGAAGUUGCUAAAGCUAUCCUCCAUCGCCCUGCUCACCAUGGUAUGGCAAACCUUCGACCAAGCCUUCUCCUCAGGCGCUUUCUCAGCCGUCAAACCCUCCAACAUCAUCUUCAUCGUCUUCAUCACAAUCGCUUUGUAUUUCAUCUGGCUGGCUAUCUGCUUCACGGCUGCGACCAUGUGGCUGCCGAAGAAAGAUGUGAUUGCUUGUUGCUAUUGCUGUCCUGCAAAGGCGCUUGCGAUGGUCGUGCCACUUACGAGCGUUAUGUAUAUCAACAUUGAUCCUGUGGAUCAGAGUAAGAUGCAGAUUCCGGCGAUUAUCUUUCAGGCUUUUCAGGUUGCGAUUGGGGGGAUCAUGACGAUUGGGUUUCGCAAGUGGAUUAGACCGGAAGAGGAGAGGGAAGAGGCAGAAAAGGGUGGGGUGGGUGGAGAGACGAGAUAGGGUUGGGAAGGCAGCAUGUUAUAUUUGCGAAUUUCCUCAUCUGUGAGACUAUCUCGUCAUCUGGGUUGUUGAUGUUGUGGAGAUUGUGAGUGGCUCGUUCUCGGAGCUGCGUGUCAGCUUC
Messenger RNA from Alternaria rosae, 1635 nucleotides. RefSeq names its product SBF-like CPA transporter family-domain-containing protein. Gene Ontology annotation, cellular component: plasma membrane. NCBI's taxonomy places the organism in Eukaryota, Fungi, Ascomycota, Dothideomycetes, Pleosporales, Pleosporaceae. The transcript has a single exon. The record is from RefSeq and is a predicted model, not a curated record. The coding region runs from base 183 to 1514 and encodes 443 amino acids.